UGCCAAGAUGAUGUUGGCUCUCCACCAGGCGGGCUGGCGUUCGCUGGGCCGCUGCGCGCAACCCAAUGUGUCACCAUGAUGGAUCCCUUCCAGCGCAAGUACGGCAAAGGCCUGACGGCCGUCUUCAGCUGCACCUCGCUCUUCCUCGACAUCUUCUGGGUGCCCGGCACCCUCACCAGCCUGGGCGUGACCAUGAGCGUGGUCCUGGACAUGUCGUUCAGCGUGUGCAUCUGGAUCUCGGCUUGCGUGGCCAUCCCGUACACGCUGUUGGGCGGCCUCUACUCGGUGGCCUACACCGACGUCAUCCAGCUGCUCCUCAUCUUCUUCAGCCUGGUGGCAAACAACCCGUCACCCCUCACUCACUCACAGACUGACCUGUCCAAUCCUCACGUGGCGCCCAUCGGUUCCACGAUGAUGAACAACACACUGCACGCGCCCUGGAUCGGCGACUGGAACGUCAGCAACAUAUGGAUCCUCAUGGAUAGCUACCUCUUCUGGUGUGAAAGGGGUUUUCGGCCGGUGCACGUUUUGUCUUCAGACUGGAACGCGACAUCAUACGGUUCUCCGUCCCCUUUUGAACGUGACGAGGCGGCGCUGGUUCUUCCCCUGGUGCUGCAGACCCUGACGCCGUCGUACGUCUCCAUCAUGGGCAUCGGGUGCGUCGCCGCCGCCGUCAUGUCGUCGGCCGACUCCGCCCUGCUGUCUGCCGCCUCCGUCUUCACCGCCAACCUCUACAACAACAUCCUCAGGCCGCAGGCGUCGGAGCGUGAGCUGCAGUUGGCCAUCCGGGCGACAGUGGUGGUUGUGGGCGUGGUCGGGACGGCGCUGACCCGCCUGAAGACCAGCGUGAUCCUCUUCUGGUUCGCGGGUGCCGAGAUUGCCUACAACGUGGUUUUCCCGCAGCUGCUCUGUGCUGUCUUCUUUCCCGGCACCAACAUGUACGGCGCCAUCCUGGGCGGUGUGGCGGGCUUGGCGGUGCGCACGUUGAGCGGUGAGCCCCUGCUGGCCCUUCCGCCUGUGUUGCGCUUCCCGGGCGGCAUCUGGGACCACCGUGCUGGCGUCUACGUGCAGUACUUCCCCGUCAAAACCUUCGCCAUGCUCUGCUCUCUGGCUUCCAUCUUGUUCUUCUCCUUCCUGGCAUCCCGGAUCUUCCGCCUGCUUCCUGCUGCCUGGGACAUUUUGCACGUUUUCCAGAAGCCCACCCCCACCCUCACCCAGGAAACUGCGUGCGCAGAGAACACCCCCGACGCCGCCGGGCCCAUGUUGACCACUGACUGCUGAGUCAGACGACUCCAAAUUAAAUUGAUUUUCUUGCCAACACACACACACACACACACACACACACACACACACGACAUCUCGCGGUGCCAUUGAUGCUCACCCAUUGCUAAAUCAAUAAACAGGAAAUGCUUGCAAUCCAAUCGCCUUUAUUGACAACAUUCAUGAACACACACUGCGCCUUUGCAACUUGCUCCCAACGUCUCACGUCCAUUUGUUAAGCAGAGAUCAAAUCAAGAAACCAUGCUAAUAUGCGACAUCGGCCUGUGAUGUCAUCAUCAGGGGACGCACGCUGUCCACAUAGUUCAGGGGUGGGCAAACUUUUGUGCCGUGUUUGUUUUUUAAACAGACAAGCCAGCUCCCCUAUUCAUAGAUUCCAUUUUUCUGUCUUAGUUGAAAUGUGGAUGUAAAACAUCGAGAAGAGAAAAUUUGGAAACAAUGACAUUGUGUGUCCUUUUUAAAUCAGUAAAUUAAGUCAGCAAUGAUUG
Messenger RNA from Hippocampus comes (tiger tail seahorse), 1766 nucleotides. RefSeq names its product high affinity choline transporter 1-like. NCBI's taxonomy places the organism in Eukaryota, Metazoa, Chordata, Actinopteri, Syngnathiformes, Syngnathidae. The transcript is spliced from 6 exons. Gene Ontology annotation, molecular function: choline:sodium symporter activity. The record is from RefSeq and is a predicted model, not a curated record. Bases 76 to 1281 code for a protein of 401 amino acids. Gene Ontology annotation, biological process: choline transport; transmembrane transport; acetylcholine biosynthetic process. Gene Ontology annotation, cellular component: plasma membrane.